Messenger RNA from Hemibagrus wyckioides, 566 nucleotides. It is a transcript of the gene lsm5, whose product is annotated as LSM5 homolog, U6 small nuclear RNA and mRNA degradation associated. The transcript has 5 exons. Gene Ontology annotation, molecular function: RNA binding. The record is from RefSeq and is a predicted model, not a curated record. The coding region runs from base 62 to 337 and encodes 91 amino acids. Gene Ontology annotation, biological process: mRNA splicing, via spliceosome. Gene Ontology annotation, cellular component: U4/U6 x U5 tri-snRNP complex; Lsm1-7-Pat1 complex; U6 snRNP. NCBI's taxonomy places the organism in Eukaryota, Metazoa, Chordata, Actinopteri, Siluriformes, Bagridae.
UUCUACUUCCGCUGUACGCCUCGGCUCUGUCAAUUCCACAUCCGGUCGAGUUGUUUGCAAAAUGGCGGCAACACCGGCUUCAAACCCGUCACACUUGUUACCCCUCGAGCUGGUGGAUAAAUGUAUCGGCUCCCGGAUCCACAUCGUCAUGAAAAACGAUAAAGAGAUCGUGGGAACCUUGCUGGGGUUCGAUGAUUUUGUCAACAUGGUGCUCGAGGAUGUCACCGAGUUUGAGAUCACACCUGAGGGACGACGGAUAACAAAACUGGAUCAGAUUCUCCUCAAUGGAAAUAACAUCACCAUGCUGAUCCCUGGAGGAGAAGGACCAGAAGUGUGAAGAGAUCCACAAGAGAUCAUCGUUCAUUUUUAUUUGUAUUUUUUUCCACAUAUAUUUGAGUGAUGUAUUUUUUUUAUAUAUAUAUAUAUGUAUAAAACCCGUCCUCUGUCUGAGUUAGUGUGAUGUCUGAUUGUGUAUCAGAAUGAAGAGUUGAGUUACUCAUUACACACUGGACACGGUUCUGUUCGGUUAUUAUUAAAUAAAGCUCAAAGACUUUUGUGGAGUCUGA